Molecule: messenger RNA, 7223 nt
Organism: Helicoverpa armigera (cotton bollworm)
Lineage: Eukaryota; Metazoa; Arthropoda; Insecta; Lepidoptera; Noctuidae
Gene: Set2
Exons: 22
Coding region: 229-5649 (1806 amino acids)
Biological process (GO): regulation of DNA-templated transcription
Cellular component (GO): chromosome; nucleus
Molecular function (GO): protein binding; histone H3K36 methyltransferase activity
Source: RefSeq, a predicted model, not a curated record
UCUGCAUCGGUUUUGCCAAUCUUCUAUCUUGUCUAUAGUGCGGGUCCUCAACAAAAAAAAGCAAUGAACUAAAAUGAGAGAAAAAUGAAAUUUGCUUCAUAAUAAUGUUUCAUUUAAAUUGUGAGAGAGUAUAACACUUUUGUUUGGUUUGUAGUAUUUCAGUAAACCCAAGAAAUACUGUUAGAUCCAAAAAGUAAUGGUUGUAUGCUGCCGCAUUAACAUAGCACAAUGGCAAAAAGGAAAAAGGCAGCACCAAAAACCGCGGCAACGCGUCGUACGACCCGACGCGCCAAGCAGCAGGCUGAAGCUGCGUCGUCCGCCGACGGAGAAGCCUCUGCGUCUGUCGAGCUCGAGCCGACUGCUUCCGAACCCGCUCAACAGGGCACGGAGACAGCUCCUACCGAUGCAACUCCUGCACCAGACCCACAAACGUCUGAGACAUCAGAUAAAUCUGAAAAUUCUUUAACUACACCUUGUCAAGUACCAAUCGUAGCUUUGCAUAAGAAAUUCGGUAAAUAUCGCUGUCUAUUUAAUAGUGAUGAGACAUUUACUAGAAAAUAUGAUAUUGGUAGCGACAGUGAAACAAAUAGUAGUGUAGAAAUUAGGGUGGUUGAUCCUUGUGCCAGCUCCGAGUCAGAUUCGAAUGCUGCAAUAGAUACACAGUCUGAUACCAACAGCGGUGCAAACUUCAGCCCUGUGAAUAGUACAACAGUUACACAGAGCAAUUCUAGAGACAUAUCACCUGUACCUGCUCCGUGUGAACCAUCAUCUCAAUGUGAACCAACAUCUCAAUGUGAACCAUCAUCUCAAUGUGAACCAACACCUCAGUGUGAAAUGCCAUCAUCAAUCCCAAUAGAAAAGGAGGAAGAGACUGAGAAACCUGAAGAGGUAAAUACUAUUGAUUUAACUGAAAGUGAUUCAAAGCUCAGUGCUACUGAACAGGUUGUAGUAGAUAAGGAUGAUUGUCAAAUAAUUGAUGAUUCUUCCAUCCCUGAAGAGAAACCAGAAGAAAUACCAGCUGAAGACAUUCCAAUGGAGGGAGAACAGAUAGAAUUCACUGGUGAUGAUGAUGAAGUCAUCACCAUUGUUCAGAUAGUGGAAGAUGAUCAUCCUGAGCUAUAUUACAACAUUAAAAUAGAUAGUCCAAGUGAACAUGUAUCUGAAACAGCAGAUAAUGAGGAGAUUAAGGAAAAUUGUGAUAACAGUGAGUUCCAGAUCAAUUUUGAAAAGCUGAACCUUGCAGUUGAGACUGAUCCUCCUAUGGAUUGUUCAGAAGGAGUUGAACUUAGAACCCCACCUUGUCUCACUCCCGAUAUACCAUUUAAAGAAAACUUGAUUGAAGGCUUAACUAGACCAGAUCCCAGUCUAACACCUAGCUCUACUCUGUCAGAUGACAGCAACUCAUCCAGAGUUACUGAACAAAACCAAAACAACUCAAAUGAUUCAGCAGAGUCAUCACCCACUGGUGUCAGGAGAUCCAGUAGAAUUAAGACAAUUAGUAAUAUGAAACAGAAGACCAAGGGCUAUGGGUUAGUGAAAACACCUUUAAAGAAGGCUUUAAUCACUCAGGCGAAAAUGAAACUUGAGGAAAUUGGAUCUGAUAGUCAGGAGAAAACUAGUGAAUCACUACCAAAUACCCAACCUAAUUCUCCUUCGUUUCCUGUACCUUCUGAGAUGCCUGUGAAGGUGAAGUCUCGCUGGCGUAGGUCCAGUGAGUUGGAGAUGGGUGCUAGCUCACCGGCAAACUCACCAUUGGCCAGCCCAAGUUUGCCCCAGCAGCGUCUACCUCCUGUAGCAGAGAGCCCAAGCCUCCCUGAUGAGGAACCUAGUGCACCUCCCCUGAGCAAAGAGGAUUAUGACAGGAUCAUUGAAGAGAGGAUGAACCAGUACCAACAUUUGGAUGAAAAUGAGUAUUUGUGUGAGAGAAUGAUUAGCAAGGAGACAAAGAAAAUGACUUGUGACUGUUUUAUGACCAAAGAAGAAUUGGAGCGCGGGGAGCUGGCUUGUGGAGAGGACUGUCUCAACAGGCUGCUUAUGAUUGAAUGUAAUUCUCGGUGUCCUGUUGGAGACCGCUGUACUAAUAGAAGGUUCCAGUCUAAAGAGAAUGCCCCUCUGAAGGUUUUCUAUGCUGACAAGAAGGGCUGUGGCGUGGAGGCUAUUGUGGACAUCCCAACGGGCGAGUUCCUACUAGAAUAUGUGGGCGAAGUGCUGGACUAUGAGCAGUUCUACAAGCGAGCACAAGCGUACUCCGACGAGAACAAUCUUCACCACUACUUCAUGUCCCUCAAAGGAGACACGGUCAUUGAUGCGACCCUGAAAGGGAACAUAUCCCGGUUCAUCAACCACUCCUGUGACCCUAAUGCUGAAACUCAGAAGUGGACCGUCAAUGGAGAAUUGAGGAUAGGGUUCUUCAGCAAGAGGGAUAUUGUGGCUGGUGAAGAGCUGACGUUUGAUUAUCAGUUCCAGCGGUUUGGAAAGGUGGCGCAGCGUUGCUACUGCGGCGCCGACAACUGCCGCGGUUGGAUCGGAGGCGAGCCCGACUCUGAUGAUGAAGAUGACGAGGAGGAAGAAGACGUAUCGACUUCGAAGUCGGGUACAACGGAGUCUUCAGAAGAGUCUCUGGCGACGCCCACGGAGCAGCCGCGGCCGCGCGUGCGGCGGCCUAAGAAGGACCGCACCUACAAGCCUAAGGCGCCUGACUUGGUGCAGGAUGCUGAUAUCGAGGAAGACCUAGAAGCUCUCGGCCGCACAGGAGUCAAGAAUCAAAGCCACACACUCCGCCUCUCCCGUACCGUCGUCCGCGCCAAGAGCCGCCGCGCUCAGACCGCGUUACUGCGACUACUGCGUGAUGCUGACCUGCCUUGUAGGAGGCUGUUCCUAGACUAUAGGGGGUUGAGGCUGCUGGCUCCGUGGUGUAGCGAUGCCCCUCUUGAUUUCAAGCUAGAAAUGCUACAGACAGUAGAUCGGCUGCCCAUCCCCAACAAGACCAUGGUACAAGAGAGUCGGUUCUUCACGAUCGUGGAGCGGUGGCUGAGCGCGGCCGACGCGCCGCAGCCGGCACAGGAGAACGUGUUCAUUGAUGAGGCUACUGGUUUGCCGAUAGAACUACCUAACAGAGGCAGCCAAGAGAACCUGUCAAGUCCAGAAAAAGCAAAAGACAACGCUAGCAUAUUAGAGAAAAUUAAGGACUUAUCUAAUCAACUGUUAGAACGAUGGUCCAGUCUAAAAGAAGUGUUCAAAAUACCGAAGAAAGAGCGAAUACAGCAGAUGAAAGAACAUGAAAGACAAGCUAACGUUGAGAGACGAGCCGCCGACUCUAGUGGGUCCCGCGACAGAGAACGUGACCGCAGAGAGGAACGAGAACGAGACCGAAGGGAAGAACGCGAGAGAGAACGGGAGAAGGAGAGGGAGAGAGAGAGGGAGCGCGACCGGGAUAGAGACAGAAGUGACCGGGAUAGGUCGGAUAGAGACCGCGGGGAAAGGGAUAGAGACAGGUACAGGGAACGGGAUCGAGAUCGCGACAGGGAAAGAGAUAGAGAUGAUAGGGAUAGGAGGAAAAGAAGAAGCAGUCCAGAAGGUGGUAGGAGAAGUAUAAGGUUAAGCGAGCGAGUGCUGGCCGCAGUGCCGCCGAUGAGCAAGGAGGAGCGGCGCCGAGCCUUCGCCGAGGCCGCCGCCGCCGCCGACGAGUCGCGGCGCCAGCGCGAGCGGCUGCAGCACUGGCCGCACUACUGGCAGCAUGACGCCUAUCAGCAGGUAUACACACCAUGUGCUCUAGCGAGCCAGUGCUGGCCGCAGUGCCGCCGCGAGCCAGUGCUGGCCGCAGUGCCGCCGAUGAGCAAGGAGGAGCGGCGCCGAGCCUUCGCCGAGGCCGCCGCCGCCGCCGACGAGUCGCGGCGCCAGCGCGAGCGGCUGCAGCACUGGCCGCACUACUGGCAGCAUGACGCCUAUCAGCAGCUAUCAGCAGGUAUACACACCAUGUGCUCUAGCGAGCCAGUGCUGGCCGCAGUGCCGCCGAUGAGCAAGGAGGAGCGGCGCCGAGCCUUCGCCGAGGCCGCCGCCGCCGCCGACGAGUCGCGGCGCCAGCGCGAGCGGCUGCAGCACUGGCCGCACUACUGGCAGCAUGACGCCUAUCAGCAGCAAAUGUUCCCCGGCGGCAUGGUACCCGGCGCCCCCAACAUGCUGGGCAACAUGCCCAAUAUGGCAAACAUGCCCAACAUGGCGAACAUGGGCAACAUGGGCGGCAUGGUGUGCGGGGUGGGCGGCAUGGUGGGCGACAUGCCGCCUGAAUGGAUGCAGCACGACUUCUCCACCGCACCAUUCUGUCCGCCAUUCUGUAUGCCGCAGCCCAAUAUGAUGGGCAUGCCUGGUUUCCCUAUGGGCGGCUUCAUGUUCGGUCAGCAGGUGGGCCCGCCCGGACAGCAACCCUUCCCGCAACUACAGCAACCGAAUAACGACCAGCAACAACCACCUCAAACAGCGCCUACAGAGGCGCCCAAAGAGAUAGUGCUGCCGUCUCUGUGGCGCAGCGCGGUGGACGGACGCGGCCGCACGUACUACUACCACGUCAAGCUGCGACAGCCGCAGUGGCUGCCGCCGCCGCCGCCUGCUGAACAAGAAGAGAGUUCAUCAGAAGAAGAAGACGAGCCUCCAUCAUCGGGUCUGGACAGCCCGCUGGUGCGACGGCAGACGAAGGGCAAGGUUGUAGAGGGAGUCAACGGCAUUUACGAAGUGAUAAAAGAAGACGGUCACAAUGGCUUGAUACCUGACCACGCGCUGGUCAGCAUAAAACCGAGGAAGCGAAGGCCGGGACUCGUCUCAGAAAGACCUAUUAGUCCGCGAACCGAAGAAGACAAACUCGCGGGUAGACUAGAAGUGAAGAGGUACAAGCAGACCAAGGAGAAGCUACGUCGUCGCCGCGAGAAGCUGCUGCAGAAGGUGCGACUGCUCGCCGCCAACAAGUCGCAGAGACGGCUUAAAGGCAACAUGAUUGAUUUGAAGGAUAUGGAUAAAGAAAAAGAAAUUGACAAAGAUAAAGAUAAGGAAAUAGAAAGGGAGAAAGAGAUUGAGAAAGAAAAAGAGAUGAAGAAGAUAAUUGAAUUCGAGAGGAAGAUAAUUGAUUUCGAAAAGAAGAAAGAUAUUGCUAAGGAACCAGAGUGUGACAAUAAUAAGCAAAUGGUGGAACUAGUGGACUCGGAAACCGAUUCAGAAGACUCGUCUACUGAAGAAGUAGUACCUACUCCAACACCCGUCGAAAAACCGGUUGAAAAGCCCAUAGAGCUGGAAGCUUCCCCCUCCCCGGUCAUCAUCCCCUCCCCUCCACCUGCUGAAGUGAGCGUGGUGACUACUGAGGAAACGGCUCGGAAGAUCAAGGAGCAGUUCCGAUGCAGCAUGGCGAGGGUGAUGGUGCAGCAUUUGAAUCCCUAUCGACAUCCUGACGCGCCGGCUGCUAGGAUCACCUGUACUGCUGAUUUCAAACAUUUGGCUAGGAAGCUAACACACUUCGUAAUGCUGAAAGAAUUAAAACACUGUCGCUCUGUAGACGAGUUGAUAGUCACCGACUCAGUUCGAUCAAAAGCCAAGAUGUUCGUCAAGAAAUACAUGGCCAAGUUUGGGCCCGUCUACAAGCGACCGCCCGAGGAGAUAGACUAGCGAACAAAGGCCGUACGGCGGCCUUAACAUGUACCUACGAAUUGACACUACGGGUGAGCAGUGCUAGUUAGUAAUGAAGUGACUGACCCACCAUGAACUUGCUAAUUAAUUGAUCAAUGCAUUUCUAGGCAAAACAAUUUGCACCAAUAUUGAUGACAGUAAAUUUAUUUAAGACAUUCUUCAAUGUUUUGGUGAUACAAUCCACAUUGAAAUCACAAUUUGAUUUAUAAAUUAUAAUUCACUCUCAAUCAUAGUUUAUUAAUUUUAAAUGACACGCAUACGAUUUCUAUAUUUUUAUGACGAUAAUACCAGUUGUAAAUUGAAAAUUUGCAGGGCAAAGGAAUUAGGAUGUUAGAUAUAUUUGAUUAACGAACUUUUUAGGUUCGGAAAUAUGUACUGCAUAGUAAAAACAACUGAAAUAAAAUGUAAAUAUAGUGUUGUAAGUCGAUAGCUCUAUGUAAUGGUUUAAGAAACUCCUCUUUAGCAUUAGACUGUAUUAUAAUGAGAUGAUUCUACGUUCUUAGACAUGAUUUUAAUAUAAUUGUUCACGGGGUAAAUGCAAGAGAAAGUAUUUAUAAUGUACUAUGAUCUCUGGUGGAGUUUUGCUGGAUACACGAUCGCGACUCGAAUAUGAACUGCAACGGUUUAAGUACACAGUAUUAUGAAUAGGUUUUAUUAAAUAUUUUGAACAGUUGUAUGCCAUUGCGUUUUGUCUGUUUGAUUGUUGCAACAAUUUUCCUGAAAUGAGACUACUUUGACUGUUUUUGUCAGCUAUUGCAAAACUCGAACUCAAAUAAAUAUAGGUUACAAAACAUAAAAUAAUUUGCGUUCAUUAGAUAAAUACAAUAGGUCAUCUUUUUUCGAAUAUUUGACAAAUUAUGAAAUAAUUGCUGUAUAUACUAUACCUAUGGAGGUAGCAGAUACUAUUUUUGUGGAACAUUUUUAACGAAAUAAUAAGAAUUUUUGGAAUUUACGAUGUUAUAUGUGUACUCAUGUUAGUAGAAAUAGAUUCAGACAGAUUUCUGUCUUCAAAUAAACUAGAUGUUCCACACAGAAUUUGUUGUUUCGAUUUUCAGCAAAUAACUUGACAUAUUUAUGAUUCAUCACUAAUAAUCGCUGUAUUACAUUCAAUAAGCUAAUUUAAAUUCUCGUAGAGAACAGAAAAUAUGAAGCUUGACUUGCUUUCGCUUGCUUGUAAGUGCUUUCGCAGUGCCGACAUAUAUUUUCAAGAAUACUGACUAUUAGAUAAUUAAGUUAGUGUUAGAUGCUCGCAGCCCCAGUUGCGGAACAAAACCAAACAUGAGUUUGUCGUCAAAUUAAAGUAAGCCGAUAUGAAAUUAUGUUACAUUCAACUGUAUAAAUCUCCCAUUUUCGAGAUAGUUUUUAUGUGAUUCACUAUGUGUGUAAAUAGUUGUAAAUACGAGUGACAUAGAAUUAUUGUCUGUUCGGGUUAUAGAGUGAGCGAUUUUAUUUUUAUGUGGUAGGAUGCUUGGUCGAAUCGUGGAUGAACUGUUUCAUACUUGGACGAUCAGAUCGAAGCCGUCGGAACAAAUAAAAUGUUAUUUCUUUUAAUA